GAGGGCGGUUGUCAUUAUCAAGAUGGCAGCGCCCUUGCAGUUUAUUUUUCCUUCUUGCAAACUGAACUCUGAAUCGUUUGGAGAUGGAAUAAGAAGGAAACAUCACGGCAUCACUCGCCAAAAGUUCCUAGAAAAACACCAGAAGUGUAUUGUAUCUGGAGAGCAUGGCAGUGGGAAGACUGCACUCCUAUUUCAGUGUGCAGUCUCACUGGCCCAGAGAGGGUGUCAUGUGACGUUCAUCACGCCAACAAAGUUUCAGUCUCUACCACCAGCAGUAGAGGGGGCUAUAACUCCUGAUCCACUCCUGAUGAAACAAAUCAAUAUCAUGUACUUUCAAGACAGACCAACUCUGAUCCAGUAUCUCAGUAAACUCCACACUACGAAACCGCUCCCUCAUGCAAUCAUCAUAGAUAACAUAGACUACUAUGCUACACACCCCCAGACUUCAGAAUUAGCAUCUGUUGUAUCCGUGAUGUGUGCCUAUUUGGUUGACGCAGUGACGUACAUUGCAAACAAGAGGUCUGAUUCCGAUGAUGAUGGUGAUGCAGAUGAUUGUUUUCUCCUAGCAUCCAUCAGCUGUUCUUCCCAGGGGGAUUAUCAGGUCCCUCAUGUAUACCGCCAUUUCCUCACCAGUGAACUCCACAUCACAAGCAUGAAUGGCUGCACAAGUACAUGUAAGCAUGAGGACAAGGCCGGCCAAGUUGAUAUGAAAAAUAAAAAAAGAAAAAAAUUCAAACAAGCAUGACGCUGAGAAUUUGUCAAAGUGUGAUAAGUAUUAUGAGAGUUGUGACAUUUUAAAGUUUUGCUUAGUUUUUGAAAAAAGUUAUGUUCUUUGUGUGUUUCAUAUGGCGGAUUUGAUAUCACCAACUAAAUUUCUCUAGAAUUUCAAAUUUUCAAAUUUUGAUGGUUUCAAUGUUGAAGUUAAGCCCUCUGAAGAAUCACAUUAAAUCAUAUUUAAUAAAAGAUUUGAUUAUGCUUGAUAGGAGUCAAGCCAAGUUUUACAUCACUUUAUGAAGAAAAUAAAUGAAUUGAAGUAAAUUUCAGGCGAUAAAAUACUAGUACUAAAGAAAGUAUUUCAUAAAUAUUCAUGUUAAAUAAGCCACCUCCUUUGGAUAGUUUUUACCUAGUUGUAAUAAUACUUUUAGACAGUUUGAAAUAUAAGAAAAAUAAAAAGAAUUAGCAUGCUAGUAAUUUAGCAUUUGCACGAGUGUGAUAGUGCCGAGAACUGACAAUGUCAUGAUAUAACAGAUAAAACUUUUAGAAGUUUCAAAUGAUUAUUUAAAUUAAUUGGUAAUCCGUCCCCCCAAAAGGGAUGACCAUGUAUCGAUGUUUUGUGAAUCUAAGCAAAAUUGUUCAUGCUUAUGAAUAUUUCUCUAUUCAUUUAAGCCAUUGGUGUGGAGGCCUUUACUACUGACAAUGACAUGAUUCUUUUGAGGUUGAUUUACGGAGCACUCUUUAUCAAAUAUUCUAAAAUGUCUGUCACUUUUCACUGAAGAUUUUUCUGUCAGCUGUGGGAAUGGAGUGUGAAAUAAUGAAAGGAACAUUGGGAGAGAUAUCAAGUCAAGCUAGACAUGUCCUUGUCAAUGUUAUUCAUAAUUUAUUCAUCCUGAUUCAUUCAUCACCCCCAGGGGGGCCAGACAAAUGUAUUGCUGUACACAAGCGUGACCAAAUUAUUUUCAAACACCCCCUAAACGAGUUUCCUAUAUGUGCAAAAUAAUCCCCUAAACAAGAUUUUCGCAGGCUUUAUUUACACAUUUUGGCCCCUAAGUUGUCGCCAGAAUAUAUCCCCGGGCCCGGGGAAAACUCUUUGGGGGAAAAAACAUACCCUACAGUCCUACACACAUUUGGCUAGUCUUAAAAAAAAAAGCUUUGGAAAAAAAAAUACCAUAAAUAUGUUUGACCCCGCGAUUUUAAAACCAAAUAAUCCCUAACCCUUUGCUUUACAUUAUGCUGAACCCAAAACUCUGUUUACAAUCCUAACUCGAACCCCAUAGAUCUUAAAACCAGACCCGGGGGGUCCACUUCCAUUCACGAGUGGAUACCAUGCGCGACCAAGGGGUCUCGAAAAGCACCUUAAACA
Lytechinus variegatus (green sea urchin) is the source of this 2080-nucleotide messenger RNA. RefSeq lists its product as uncharacterized. Gene Ontology annotation, biological process: double-strand break repair via homologous recombination. Gene Ontology annotation, cellular component: Shu complex. Bases 23 to 745 code for a protein of 240 amino acids. Gene Ontology annotation, molecular function: single-stranded DNA binding. NCBI's taxonomy places the organism in Eukaryota, Metazoa, Echinodermata, Echinoidea, Temnopleuroida, Toxopneustidae. The transcript is spliced from 6 exons. The record is from RefSeq and is a predicted model, not a curated record.